CAGAGACAGACAGACGGACUGCGUGAAUGACUGGGGGGAAUCUAGCUUGGACAACUGCUCUACCACAUACUCCAAACAAGAACUGUUGUCUUUGCUUUCCAGUUAGGCGGAGAGAGAGAGAGAGAGAGAGAGAGAGAGAGAGAGAGAGAGAGAGAGAGAGAGAGAGAGAGAGAGAGAGAGAGAGAGAGAGAGAGAGAGAGAGAGAGAGAGAGAGAGAGAGAAGGGGGACAUAGAGUGAAAAAGAGGGAGAAAAGAGUCAUUACGGAUCAUUUUUGCGGGGAAUAUUCUUCACCACAACUUGUUUAUUCUUUCUUUUUCCUUUGUGUCCUCCCUCUUUUCUCAAAUCUCGAUGCUUUGCUUUGGAAUUUUUCCUCUAAAUUCACCAUCUUUCUCUCCAGACCUCCGUCUGCUCUGUCCUUUCAAACGGUCACCUCAUUGCAUCUGUGUGAGAGAACAGCUGGUUGUCUCCAGAACUUUACAACAUAAACUGAGACAGACGCUUUCAGAGGUUCAUUUGGACUAAAAUCUGAAUCAAACCCAGCUUUGGAAUGAAUUUGACCAAGUCCAGUUUCCCUCAGGAGCCCAGAACUCUUCUUCAUCCGAGCCGGGUCUCUGAUGGGGGUCCGUGGGCAUCCAGGACCCUGAGCCCAUCUUCUGAUUCAGAGGUGGGUUUCGAUCAGGACCUGUCAGGGAGCUGCGAUUCUCCCGACAGCCUCGGGAUGGGGCCCAGGUCAGUGAGGAGAACAGAACCAAGGAUUUCUCUCGGCUCCGGCUGUGGAUCAGUCGGUUCUGGGGAACAGAGCCCUGACCCCGGCCGAUCAGUAAGCACAACGACAGGCAUGGCUGAGAGCAAGACGGUGGGCUCCGAGCAGAGGAUCCGCAGACCCAUGAAUGCCUUCAUGGUCUGGGCGAAAGAUGAGAGGAAACGCUUGGCCCUGCAGAACCCUGACCUCCACAACGCUGUACUCAGCAAGAUGCUUGGCCAAUCCUGGAAGGUCCUGAGUGCUACCGACAAGCAACCAUUUGUGGAGGAGGCAGAGCGCCUUCGUGUUCAGCACCUCCAGGACCACCCCAACUACAAGUACCGCCCGCGCCGCAAGAAGACCACCAAGAAACUCAAACGUGUUGAACCAGGGAUCCUACUUCACAAUUUAGCCCACGGCAGGGCAUCGGGCUUGGGGCUAGGGCCUAGAAUUGCCCCCUUGAAUGGAGAAAAUGUUCCUAGUGGGUCUGCUUAUGGACCUCCAGGAGCCCAUCCUCUGCACCACCCUCACGCUCACCUGCUCCCUUCCCUGGGGCACUACAGGGACCUGGCACCCCUGGGUCAUACAGAGGUGGAGAGCUAUGGCCUGCCUACACCAGAGAUGUCCCCUCUGGAUGUCUUGGAGGACGGAGGGGGGGAGUCUAUCUUUUUUCCCCCACAUAUGCAGGAAGAGGCUGGGAUAGGGGGUUGGACCGGGUAUCACCAUGUCCACCAUCAUAGCCAGCAUUAUAGCCACCAUAGCAACCAUCACUACAGCAACCAUGGUCACCUCAGCUCUCUUCAUGGUGCAGUACCACACAGCCAGGCUGGAAUGAGUGUUACUACCAGCAUACCCUCCAGUAUGGGCUCCAGUUUGAAUCAUGGCGACAGUUCAGCAGUUGAUUCUAGAAUGAAUUCUGGUAAUUCUAGAAAUACCCCCAGCCUGAGUUUAGUCAGUUCUACCUUGAGUUCGAGCAGCGGUUUUGCUAGUUCCAUUGCAGCAAAUUCUGUUGAUGCUAGAAUGGAUCCCACUCAUAGCUCUGGUGCCAGUUCAGGUCACCAUGUCAACCUGAGUAGUCCCAUGAAGUGCCCACCCCCUCCUCCAGAUUCUUCAACCGCUUCCUACCCCCAGCCAUCCAUCAGUCUCUCCGAGCCAAUCAAAUCCAACCAAACUCCCUUGAACACAGCCCCUCAUGGCUACUUCAGCCAAAUGUAUGGGAGCAACACCCAUAACCCCACCCACUUUACCCUCUCCCAUCUGGGGCAGCUUUCCCCUCCUCCUGAAAACUCCUCCUCCUGUUCCUCCUCUUCCAUCCCUCCCUCAUCCCUCCUCCCCUCCUCUCACUUUGAUUCAUCCAAUCCUGAGUCUUCCUGCCCCUUAGGCCCUUCCUCAGCUGAGUUCUGGUCCGAGGUGGACAGACAAGAAUUCGACCAGUAUCUGAGUGUCAGCCGGACACGUGGCGAGGCUUAUGGUCUGAGUGGGGGUUGCGGAGUCGGGUCUAAAGUUCUGAGUGGACGUACUCAUAGCAGUGGUUGCAGCAAUAUGAACAGUAGCGUUAACAGUAGUAUUGGUAGGGAUGUCAGUAGCAUUAUCAGUAGUAGCGUAUGUGAGGAAGGAAACAGCCCCCUCAUAUCUGCUCUAUCUGAUGCCAGUAGUGCUGUCUAUUAUAGUGCCUGUAUCACUGGAUAAGUGUUAUAUCUUGCCUAUGACAUCAUUCCACAAUGUAGACAGUGUUUGGUCCAAUUUUAACUAAACCUUUAUGAUGCCAGCAGUUAUGUCCAGAUCAGGGAGUUAAAGUUUAUGUCACAUCUUACUUUUAUUUUUUUAAGUUUAAAAGGCCAGCCUGCAUGACUCAAUUUCAGCAUAAUAAUGUCCAACCAUUGGCCAAGACUGUGCAGUUUUACAUCCAACCAUACUCCACAGUGGCUUAUUUCACUGAUCGGUCCCCCCCACCCCUCUCUAUAUGAAGGUGUGUUGGUCAGUGAAAAUAAUGUAUUGACUGGUAUCAACAAAAGCCUGAAUACCCGUGGUGGUUGAUAGAACAUAUUUAGGCACCUUUAAGAUAGAGUCCUCUGGCUUUGUUUCCUCGGGAUCUUUUAUUGUAUUGUCUCUUGAUAACCUGGAUCUACCACUAAUGGGAAUCUGUAAUAGCAUGGCCGCUGCUAGUAUACUGUGUGUGACUAAAGAACUAACCGCUGCACAGUCCUUGUCUCACUGGAUAGAUACUUCCUGGCCUUGGUAAGCUAGCUAUGGGGCUAGAGUCUGGUUUAACCUGAAAGUUUGUAUGUGCACUCUCCAGAGCACAUUGAGAACCCCCCACCUAAGUCCUGCCCAAACCACCAACCCCCUGCUCACAGACACACAAGCAUCAGGUGGAUUAUGGGACAUGAAUUCCCACUCAAACUGUGUAUUAUGGUGAUCCCACAACCACCACAAAUCACCUGUUUAUCAUCUCAUAUAAUUUUCGAUGUUUUAUCUCAGGACUGGACAUACGUGCAUCUCCACGGGACUUUGUAAGCUAAAUAAGUUGGGGACGGACACUCGAUACCAAAAACAGAAGAUGGUAAAUGGAGAGGGGAUGGAUUUAUAGAUUCAAUUGAAGACAGACUUGAAUCAGCCUCCACAUAUCAACCCAUAGUAAUGUUUGGACAGUUCUGGCCAUGGGCCCAAAAUGGUUACCCACAAGCUAUUAGAAUAUUUUAGGAAAGUUAGGUUGGGUUUUGUUUUGUUUUGUUUUUUCUCACUGAAAUACAUGCCUGUCUCUUUGUCUGAGAGAAAUUCACAUUAAACUUGAUGUUAAAAUCUGGCCGUUCAAAGUUGUCCCGUUUGUUUGCAUGCAUGCCUUGUAGAACAUGACUUGCGAACCUUUUCAGAAUAUGGAAGGUCCUCAUGUACAUUUGGCAUACAUACUAUUCACCAAGUAGCUCUUUUUUUCAAUAAACUGGUAGAUUGUAAGAACGAUUCACACCGUAGGCUAUUGCCUUGUUUGUAAUUUGGUGAGAAAAGAGUUCAGGUAUAACAUGGUCCAAGAAAAAGAAGAAAACAGGUAAAGAAAUAUUUGCUGAAAAGCAAGGCAACAUUAAACUGUUCUUCUUUCUUUUUUUUCUUUUAGUUUAACAUUCUCUCCCAUACAAAGAGGCAAAGACAGAAAGGCUAUUAAUUUCCAGAAUUACCACAGAAGUAUUACUUUUUCAGGAUAAAAUGUGGAUCAGGACAGAACGAUGUGUGUUUCUGGGGUUUUCCUCUAAUUCGUCUUCUUCUGCUAAAAGUGUGGCAGCAGGAUUUCCUGAGCCUUUGUCUCUGGAGGGGGCAGAAUUUAUUAUUUGGGACUAAAUCACCACUUGUCAUUAAAUGUUACUGGAACCGAGAUGUUGACAGUGUCAGUUCUUAAUCUCAAUUUAUUCAGUCAGUUCUUUGAUGGACAUUCAUUCAUCUCAGAUGAGAAAAUUGAACACCUUUGCAUCAGAUGCCUUGAACAUAGCCCACAGAAACGCGAACGCAUCUUCGAUUAAGUGUGAUUGGGGGUGUGUGACCAUAUCUUUAAAUGAUGCUCCAGUGUUUGUAUUUUACUGAGCUGUUUACUGCGUAUACAAAUGUUGUCUUAAGUCAUUUAUAUGUGAGGGAGAAUUUACAAGAAAGAAAUUUAUUCUCUUUGCACUGGGCCAGAUAUUUCCGCUGUAUAGAAGAACACUCUGUUUGAAAAGAACAAUCACAAUGAAAACUAUUAUUUUGUUUCUUGUAAAAGAAAAAGGGGCUUUUUUUUGUCUUAAGUUGUUUUCCAGUCAGAUGGAGCAAUGAGUUUUUGUGUAUAAUCAGUUACGUAAGAAUAAGUAUGUGGACCAAGGAAAAUUUGUCCAUCUUUGCCAUCACAGGUCCACAAGUCGGAUUAACGGCCUGCAUGCCAACCUGAUCAACCUUUGCUCACUGUACCAAUAUGUACCUAUGUGGCUGUGUGUAAAAUGUGAAUUGGUGAGUUUGUUUUCUGUAAAAUAAAUCAACACAGGU
Lampris incognitus (smalleye Pacific opah) is the source of this 4748-nucleotide messenger RNA. It is a transcript of the gene sox18, whose product is annotated as SRY-box transcription factor 18. Gene Ontology annotation, molecular function: DNA-binding transcription factor activity, RNA polymerase II-specific; RNA polymerase II cis-regulatory region sequence-specific DNA binding. Bases 549 to 2432 code for a protein of 627 amino acids. The transcript is spliced from 2 exons. Gene Ontology annotation, biological process: vasculogenesis; angiogenesis; positive regulation of transcription by RNA polymerase II. The record is from RefSeq and is a predicted model, not a curated record. NCBI's taxonomy places the organism in Eukaryota, Metazoa, Chordata, Actinopteri, Lampriformes, Lampridae.